Molecule: messenger RNA, 3749 nt
Organism: Equus quagga
Lineage: Eukaryota; Metazoa; Chordata; Mammalia; Perissodactyla; Equidae
Gene: NPAS3
Product: neuronal PAS domain protein 3
Exons: 14
Coding region: 252-2726 (824 amino acids)
Biological process (GO): regulation of transcription by RNA polymerase II
Molecular function (GO): RNA polymerase II transcription regulatory region sequence-specific DNA binding; protein binding; DNA-binding transcription factor activity, RNA polymerase II-specific
Source: RefSeq, a predicted model, not a curated record
CUGCCCAGCAUCCUCUGCCCAACCAAUCAGAAUGUAGGAAAAUCUACAGAUAUGACGGAAUCUACUGUGAAUCUACCUACCAGAAUUUACAAGCAUUGAGAAAGGAGAAAUCCCGAGAUGCUGCUCGCUCCCGCCGGGGAAAAGAAAAUUUUGAGUUCUAUGAAUUGGCCAAGUUGUUGCCUCUUCCUGCAGCCAUCACUAGCCAGCUUGACAAGGCAUCCAUAAUUCGACUUACAAUUAGCUAUCUGAAAAUGAGGGACUUUGCUAACCAGGGGGACCCUCCGUGGAACUUGCGAAUGGAAGGCCCUCCCCCUAACACAUCAGUAAAAGUUAUAGGUGCACAACGAAGGAGAAGCCCCAGUGCACUGGCCAUUGAAGUAUUUGAAGCACAUUUGGGAAGUCAUAUUUUGCAGUCUCUGGAUGGCUUUGUAUUUGCACUAAACCAAGAAGGAAAAUUUUUGUACAUUUCCGAAACAGUUUCCAUCUACCUAGGCCUCUCGCAAGUGGAGCUGACAGGCAGCAGUGUCUUUGACUAUGUCCACCCUGGGGACCACGUGGAGAUGGCAGAGCAGCUGGGCAUGAAGCUCCCGCCUGGGCGGGGUCUCCUCUCACAAGGAACCGCUGAGGACGGAGCCAGCUCAGCGUCUUCCUCCUCCCAGUCCGAGACACCCGAGCCAGAAGCAUCCUUCAGCAGUGUCCCACCUUCCUCCAUGGUCCAAGAACGUUCCUUUUUCAUCCGAAUGAAAUCUACUCUGACCAAACGCGGUGUGCACAUCAAAUCAUCAGGAUAUAAGGUGAUUCACAUAACAGGCCGGCUACGACUGAGGGUGUCGCUGUCCCACGGGAGGACCGUCCCCAGCCAAAUCAUGGGUCUCGUGGUUGUGGCUCACGCCUUGCCUCCCCCUACGAUCAAUGAAGUCAGAAUUGACUGCCAUAUGUUCGUCACUCGAGUAAAUAUGGACCUCAAUAUCAUUUACUGUGAAAAUAGGAUUAGUGAUUAUAUGGAUCUGACCCCUGUAGACAUUGUAGGGAAGAGAUGCUACCACUUCAUCCAUGCCGAAGACGUCGAGGGCAUCAGGCACAGUCACCUGGACUUGCUGAAUAAGGGCCAGUGUGUAACGAAGUACUACCGUUGGAUGCAGAAGAACGGAGGAUAUAUUUGGAUACAGUCCAGCGCCACCAUAGCUAUUAAUGCCAAGAACGCCAACGAGAAGAAUAUCAUCUGGGUGAAUUAUCUUCUUAGCAAUCCCGAGUACAAGGACACACCCAUGGACAUCGCGCAGCUCCCCCACCUGCCCGAGAAAACGUCGGAAUCCUCGGAGACAUCCGACUCCGAAUCCGACUCUAAAGACACCUCAGAGGACAAUGAGAACUCCAAGUCGGACGAGAAGGGGAACCAGUCUGAGAACAGCGAAGACCCGGAGCCCGACCCGAAGAAGUCGGGCAGCACGUGCGACAACGACAUGAACUGCAACGACGAGGGCCACAGCUCCAGCAACCCCGACAGCCGCGACAGCGACGACAGCUUCGAGCACUCGGACUUUGAGAACCCCAAGGCGGGCGAGGACGGCUUCGGCGCGCUGGGCCCCAUGCAGAUCAAGGUGGAGCGCUACGUGGAGAGCGAGUCGGACCUGCGGCUGCAGAACUGCGAGUCGCUCACGUCGGACAGCGCCAAGGACUCGGACAGCGCGGCCGAGGCGGGCGCGCAGGCCUCCAGCAAGCACCAGAAGCGCAAGAAGCGGCGGAAACGGCAGAAGGGCGGCAGCGCCAGCCGCCGGCGCCUGUCCAGCGCGUCGAGCCCCGGCGGCCUGGACGCGGGCCUGGUGGAGCCCCCGCGGCUGCUGUCCUCCCCCAACAGUGCCUCGGUGCUCAAGAUCAAGACGGAGAUCUCGGAACCCAUCAACUUCGACAACGACAGCAGCAUCUGGAACUACCCGCCCAACCGGGAGAUCUCCAGGAACGAGUCUCCCUACAGCAUGACCAAGCCCCCCAGCUCCGAGCACUUCCCGUCCCCGCAGGGCGGCGGCGGCAGCAGCGGCGGUGGCGGCGGGGGGCUGCACGUGGCCAUCCCCGACUCGGUCCUCACCCCGCCCGGCGCCGAUGGCGCCGCCGCCCGCAAGACUCAGUUCAGCGCCUCGGCCACCGCGGCCCUGGCCCCCGUCGCCUCCGACCCGCUGUCGCCCCCGCUCUCGGCGUCCCCGCGGGACAAGCACCCCGGGAGCGGCGGCGGCGGCGGCGGCAGCGGCAGCAGCGGCCCCAGCGCGUCCAACUCCUUGCUGUACACUGGGGACCUGGAGGCGCUGCAGAGGUUGCAGGCGGGCAACGUCGUGCUCCCCCUGGUGCACAGGGUGACCGGGACCCUGGCGGCCACCAGCACGGCCGCGCAGAGGGUCUACACCACGGGCACCAUCCGCUACGCGCCCGCCGAGGUGACCCUGGCCAUGCAGGGCAACCUGCUGCCCAACGCGCACGCUGUUAACUUCGUGGACGUUAACAGCCCCGGCUUCGGCCUCGACCCCAAGACGCCCAUGGAGAUGCUCUACCACCACGUGCACCGGCUCAACAUGUCGGGACCGUUCGGCGGCGCCGUGAGCGCCGCCAGCCUGACGCAGAUGCCCGCCGGCAACGUGUUCACCACGGCCGAGGGACUCUUCUCCACGCUGCCCUUCCCCGUCUACAGCAACGGCAUCCACGCGGCACAGACUCUGGAGCGCAAGGAGGACUGAGCGCCCCCAGCGCGGGGCGGGUUCCGCUCGCGGGAGGCAUCGUCGGCGUUUUCGUUUAGACCUUUAAUUCUAGCACUUUGAAUUCGAGCAGGUCAGCGUCUUCUCUCCACACGGCGGUCCCCAUUUCAUCCCCUCUUUCUUUAACUUGACUUAUUCUUUCCUGUAAAGAUGUUUAUUUUUUGCCUUCAGAGGGUCAGAUGACCAAGUUGCCUGCCAUUUUGUCUUCUUCUGAGAUGUGUGUUGGGUUGUUUUGCUUUCCUUUGCAUCUUUAUUAAGAUGUCUUUAAUGUGUAUAUGCCUCUGCCAUAGAAUACUCAGUCUUGUGGUCAACAGAUUGCUCAAGUGACAACCAUUGGGUUUUCUUCAUAAAGAUCUUGAUGUGAUCAAGAUUGAAAGAGACAAGCAUAAACAAUGUGCCCUGUUUGACUAAGUCAAAUGAAAUGGGGUGGUUUUUUGUUUUUGUUCCUAAUUCCUUUAAAAAUAGGGGGAUAGUAUUUUAGAAUUUUAUGCAGAAUUUAAUUCUCUUUUUAUGGUUAAGAUUUUAAGAUUUUCUUACUUGCACAUAAAAAUAAUUUGGGUUCUUAAACUUAAUUUCUGGCCUGUGACUAGAAUGUUUAAAAAAAAAAGUUGGACUAAAUGUUAAUUACUGAAACAUUAACUUAAUUUCUAAAACCAUGGUGCUAUCAUUUAUUAAUCUGUGUUGUCUUCAUACAAAAUGCAGCUCCUGGGCUGGGUUUUGGGGAAAAAAAUGUGUUCUGUCCUGGUCUGGAGUCCGUUGCUGCAGUCUCCUUGGUUAGUUAAGAGAAAGCCCUCAUUAACGUUUGCUGCAGGACUUAAAAUGUUUUACCUCCCAACUAACAAACAUAGCCUCACAUUAAAUUUAAUGGGUCAGUAAAGCCCUUUUCAAAGGGGCUUUUGGAAAACUCAAUCAAACUGAUCUGAGGAGCAGUUUAGGUACAUACUGCAUUUAGUUGAGCUUUUUUUUUUUUUCCUUUUCUCAGUCUAACUGAGGCUAAUUUUUGCA